Molecule: messenger RNA, 3469 nt
Organism: Ricinus communis (castor bean)
Lineage: Eukaryota; Viridiplantae; Streptophyta; Magnoliopsida; Malpighiales; Euphorbiaceae
Product: DNA mismatch repair protein PMS1
Exons: 12
Coding region: 386-3253 (955 amino acids)
Biological process (GO): mismatch repair
Cellular component (GO): MutLalpha complex
Molecular function (GO): mismatched DNA binding; ATP-dependent DNA damage sensor activity; ATP binding
Source: RefSeq, a predicted model, not a curated record
CUAAACUAGUAUAGAGUUAGAAUGAAAGCAUUUGGUACAUCCUAAUUCCCACAACCUUCUCAACCGUGAUAAAGUUUCUUUUAUUAAUUCUUUACACCCAAGUAAUUUUAAUUUUAUCCCAAUCACUCCUCUAAAUAUGCCACCGCCACUCCAUUCGGCUCGACACGGCUCAUGUAAAAACCAGCUAAGUUUUCUUUUUGGCGGCAAAUCCACAACAACAGCCUCGGUUUUUUCUUUUUAUUUUUUUUUCUCAGUGGAAUUUCAGUUAUUCAUGCCCUAACUCCCAAAAUUCUACUACACUUCCCCAAUUCUAUUUCCUUAAUUUCUGGGGUUUGUUUUAGCAUUCUCAUUUAUCAAUGUCUAAUUCCUCUGAAUAACACUUAAAAUGGAAAUAUCAAAUUCUCCAAUUAUAAAACCCAUAAACAAAGGCGUAGUACACAGGAUCUGCGCCGGUCAAGUAAUUUUAGACCUUUCGUCAGCCGUCAAGGAGCUAGUCGAGAAUAGCUUAGACGCAGGCGCUACCAGCAUUGAGAUCUCUUUAAAAGACUACGGCGAGGAUUCUUUUCAGGUCAUCGAUAAUGGAUGCGGCGUUUCUCCAAAUAAUUUUAAAGUUCUUGCAUUGAAGCAUCAUACAUCAAAAUUAGCAGAUUUUCCCGACCUUCAAUCACUGACUACGUUUGGCUUUAGAGGAGAGGCAUUGAGUUCGCUUUGUGCGUUAGGAGAAUUAACUGUUGAAACAAGAACUAAAAACGAGUCGGUAGCAACUCACUUAAGUUAUGAUCGUUCAGGUUUAUUAACAGCUGAAAAGAAAACAGCACGCCAAAUUGGUACAACUGUUACUGUUAAGAAGUUGUUCUCUAAUUUGCCCGUACGGAGCAAAGAAUUUAGCCGAAACAUACGCAAGGAAUAUGGAAAGCUUAUUUCUUUAUUAAAUGCCUAUGCACUUAUUGCAAAAGGUGUUCGGUUACUCUGUACUAAUACAACUGGUAGGAAUGCGAAGAUUGUUGUCCUUAAAACACAAGGAACUGAUUCUCUUAAGGAUAAUAUCAUAACAGUAUUUGGCAUGAGUACUUUCAGCUGCUUAGAGCCUGUUAGUAUAUGCAUAUCAGACUGUUGCAAAGUUGAUGGCUUCCUUUCUAAGCCUGGACAAGGUAGCGGCCGCAAUUUGGGAGAUAGGCAAUACUAUUUUGUAAAUGGUCGACCUGUGGAUAUGCCUAAAGUCACCAAGCUUGUGAACGAGUUAUAUAGAGGUGCAAACUCUCGGCAAUAUCCUAUAGCAAUCAUGAAUUUCAUAGUUCCAACUAGAGCAUGCGAUGUGAAUGUAACUCCGGAUAAAAGAAAAAUUUUCUUCUCCGAUGAGACCUCCAUAUUGCAUGCUCUAAGGGAGGGUUUACAGAAUAUAUAUUCCCCAAGUAAUGCCUCUUAUUCUGUCAAUAAGUUUGAGGAACGUAUAAAGGCAGCCAGUAACUCUCAGUCAUGUUCCCCUCAUGAGAAAUCUCUUGUGUUGUCCAAACAGCUAUCUGCAGUUAGUAAUGAUGCUGAAGAAAUUCUCGUCGAAGAGCAUACUUCAGAUGGCAGCAAUCUACUCCAAACAGUUAAAAUGAAAUCUCAUCCCUCAAAUGUCGGAGAAAAUAGGGAUGAAAAACGCAUUUCAAAGGACUUCACUCUAAGAGUACAUGACAUUCCAAAGGUUUAUAGUUUUCCGAACAGCAACAAUAGGCAACUUACUACUCUGCAUGAUACUCUAACUGAUCAAAAUACUCCUUCCCCUUCAAGAGUGGUUGCGAAAAAUAUUGCUGAAAGUAGAGGUUCUAAUAGUUCAUCACGUUCUGUUCAGUCAACUAUUAGCAAAUUUGUAACUGUAAGUAAGAGAAAGCAUGACGAUAUUAGUACAACAACACUAUCUGAAAUUCCUAUUCUAAGAAAUCAAACUCUUCAAAGACCAUUGAAUAAAAGCAACUCUGAGGUGAAUGCUGCAGUUACGGGUUCUCCAUUUAAUCAUCACCACAUUGAUGAUUCUUUAGAGGUGAGUGAUAUUGAAGUAUCCAAGUUUCCAACAGCAGAAAAGAUCUUCAGUAAAGUCAGAAAUUCUGCAUCUUAUAGAGGGCAUACCAAUGAUGGAAAACCUAAAGAUGAACUGCUGGGCAACAAAAAAGAAACACCUCCGGCUGAUGCCAUGCCAAUUGCUUCUUCUAAGGGUCUGGAGAAAACAUUUGAGGAUCUUACGGAUUCAGAAGGUGCAGAAAAACUAUCAUUUAUUGCUGAUGUUGCACCAGAUACUUCUCCCAGCAGGGGCCUUGAAAAUAUGUCUGAGGAUCUUAUUCUGACAGCUCCUCCAUUGCAAUCUUCUAGUGCUCUUUUAGAUGUGCCAAAGCCUUCUGCCCAUGAAAUAUGCUCCACCUUGCAGUUUAAUUUCCAAGAACUAAAGGCAAAAAGACAGCAGAGACGGUCGAUAUUACAGUUCAGUGGUUAUGCAUCUGGAGGCAUGAAGAUGAAAAGUCAUAGGACCUAUGCUGCAGCAACACUAGAGCUUUCUCAGCCAGAUAAUGAAGAGCGGAAAGCAAGAGCUUUGGCGGCAGCUACUACUGAAUUAGAAAGAAUUUUCAGAAAACAAGACUUCGGAAGAAUGAAGGUGAUUGGCCAAUUUAAUCUCGGAUUCAUUAUUGGGAAGUUAGAUCAAGAUUUAUUCAUCGUGGAUCAGCAUGCUGCUGAUGAGAAAUACAAUUUUGAGCAUUUGUGUCAGUCAACAAUCUUGAACCAACAGCCUUUAUUGCGGUCAUUGAGGUUGGAAUUAUCUCCAGAGGAGGAAGUAGUUGCUUCAAUGAAUAUGGAGUUAAUCAGGAAGAAUGGAUUUGCAUUGGAAGAGGAUCCACAUGCACCUCCUGGACACCGAUUUAAACUAAAAGCUGUUCCCUUCAGUAAGAACAUAACUUUUGGAGUUGAAGAUGUAAAAGACCUGAUCUCUACUCUUGCUGAUAGUCAAGGAGACUGCUCGAUAAUUGGUAGUUACAAGAUGGACAAAUCUGAUUCGGUCUGCCCAUCAAGAGUUCGCACAAUGCUGGCAUCACGGGCUUGCAGGUCUUCUGUUAUGAUUGGAGACCCACUGGGAAGGAAUGAGAUGCAGAAGAUACUUGAGCAUUUAGCAGACCUGAAUUCACCUUGGAAUUGUCCCCAUGGGAGGCCAACUAUGCGCCAUUUGGUUGACAUGACAUCCAUUUACAAAAGAUCAUAUGAAAAUGAUUUGAGCUUGUGAUGGACCAUCACAUGAUAGUCGCUAGCACCAGUGCCUAACUUAUUGUAUAUGCACAGCAGAUUGUUUUGUUUUGUUUUGUUUUUUUUUUUUUCAGAACAAGACCAGCCGAUAUUUUUGCGAUCCAGAAGUUGCAUUCUUUUCUAUUUUGAUAGACUAAACUGAUGUAAAAGAUGAGUAUGUCUUGAUUAAGGAGCCCAAAUCUCGAUUCACUCUAAA